AUGUUAAGACGAAAUAUAAGAUUACGAAAAGAGUAUUUGUAUUUAAAAAAAAUUGAGGAAGAAAAAAAACAGUAUGCAGAGAAAAUAAAGAGCAUAAAAGAAAGCUAUGAGAAAAAUAAAAAAAUUAAAGAUAAUUUAAAAAAUGAAGAAAAUGAAUUAAGGAAAAAGAUGGACUUAUAUGAUGAAAAAUCAUUUAAUAGAAAAUUGGACGAUGAAUAUUUUUUCUGUGGUAUUGAAAACCCUCGGGUACUUAUAACAACUUCAAGAAAUCCAUCAGCUCAAUUAGAAAAUUUUGCAAAAGAAAUUAAGCUUAUAAUCCCUAAUAGUGAAAAAAUAAAUAGAGGAAGUUAUUUUAUUAAAGAUAUAAUAAAUUUUGCAAAAAAAAAUAAUAUUACUGAUGUAAUUAUUAUACAUGAAUAUAAGGGUAUACCAAGAAAUUUAAUUAUUUGCCAUUUGCCAUUUGGACCAACUUUGUUUUGCACUAUUAAAGAUUGCAAAAUGAGACAUGAAUUUAAUGAUCAGAUAAAUAAUAUUUCUAUGUGUAAUCCUCAUUUAAUUUUUCAUAAUUUCAAUUCAGAUUUAGGAAGAAGAGUUAUGAACAUUUUCAAAUACUUAUUUCCUCCUGUUAAAAUUAGAACUAACAAAAGAAAAUUCUCAAAAUUUAACAAACAAAUACCAAUUAUAAAUGAUAAGCAAUAUCAAAGUAAACAAGAAAAUGAAAACGAAGAUGAUGAAAAUGAAUUAGAAAUAUCUAUUAAAAAUAAUGAAUAUUACAGUUUACAAAAAUAUGAAAAUAAUAGAAUUAUUACAUUUUUUAAUAAAAAUGAUAUUAUAUAUUUUCGUCAUUAUAAUUGGAAUACUAAUGAAAAUAAUGAAAUAAUAUUAAAUGAAAUGGGACCCAGGUUUAGUUUUAUUGUUUAUAAAAUAAAUAAAGAGACUCUUGAUUCAUUAAAUGAAGAUUAUGAAUACGUAUAUCGUCCUUUCUUAAAUUCUAAAAAAACGUUAUUAUCAUAA
Molecule: messenger RNA, 1014 nt
Organism: Plasmodium relictum
Lineage: Eukaryota; Apicomplexa; Aconoidasida; Haemosporida; Plasmodiidae
Product: U3 small nucleolar ribonucleoprotein protein, putative
Exons: 1
Coding region: 1-1014 (337 amino acids)
Biological process (GO): rRNA processing
Cellular component (GO): small-subunit processome; nucleolus; Mpp10 complex
Molecular function (GO): rRNA primary transcript binding; snoRNA binding
Source: RefSeq, a predicted model, not a curated record